AUGGGUUCGCCGGCCAAUCCUCCAGGAAUCCCACCGAGACAUUUGAAUACCUACUAUGGUACAUAUGCGAUCGGACAGGAGAUCCGAAAUCUCAACAACUCCUCCCCCGAGAGCGCCGUUUCUGGGAUAUUGACCGGCAUCUUGAGCCGUCAGUUCCCACCGGGAGCGGGCUACGUGAUCAGGCCCGAGGAUCAGAUCAACACCAGAUACGCGGACCUGAACGUUUAUCACCAUACUGCAGCACACGGCUACAUGCACUUCCUUCUUGUACAAUGCAAGAGGCCGACAUACGAGAACCAGGAAUGGAUGUGGAGGAGAGGCCGAAACCAGCUUCGGGAUUACCUGAGGGGGAUCCAAGGGGGCGGACAAGCUUAG
Messenger RNA from Rasamsonia emersonii CBS 393.64, 375 nucleotides. RefSeq lists its product as uncharacterized. The transcript has 2 exons. The coding region runs from base 1 to 375 and encodes 124 amino acids. Lineage: Eukaryota; Fungi; Ascomycota; Eurotiomycetes; Eurotiales; Trichocomaceae. The record is from RefSeq and is a predicted model, not a curated record.